AUGACGAAGAUCUUUGCUCUCGGCGCAACGGGCUACAUCGGCGGUGACGCCCUGCAUGCAAUUUCUAAAGCUCAUCCAGAGUACGAAUGGACAUGCUUGGUCCGCAAUUCCGACAAGGGUGCAUUGGUCGCGAAGCAGUACCCGAAAGUUAGGCUUGUCUAUGGAGACCUCGACAGCUCCGAGCUAAUCGCAGAAGAAGCUACGAAGGCGGACAUUGUGUGCAACUGGGCAAACUGCGACCACGGCGGCGCCGCCAACGCCAUCGUUUCCGGACUCUCGCAGCGUAGCUCCCAAGGGCUUCCUAGCUACUAUGUGCACACCUCGGGCACCGCCAUCCUCAUGAUCCAAGACCAACAGCUGCAAGUCUCGGGCCAGCCCAGCACCAAGAUCUAUGACGACAUCGCCUCCAUCGGCGAGCUCACCAGCCUGCCGGACCCGGCCUGGCACCGCGACGUCGACAAGAUCGUGCUCGCCGCGGCGAACGCGCCGGCGCACCCGCUCAAGACGGCCAUCGUCUGCCCGCCCUGCAUCUACGGCGUCGGCCGCGGGCCCGGCAACACGCGCAGCGUGCAGAUCCCCGAGCUGACGCGGCACACGCUGUCGCGCGGCAAGGGAUUCACCAUUGGCGAGGGCCAGGCGCGGUGGUGCUCGGUGCACGUGCAGGACCUGUCGGCCGUCUUCCUUGCCCUCGUCGCCGAUGCCGCUGCGGCCGUCGAGGCGGCGUCUUCGUCGACAACAACGACAACGACCAAGGCGACCUGGGGCCCGCAGGGCUACUACUUCGCCGAGAACGGCGAGUUCGAGUGGGGUGCCAUUGCGGCCCUGAUCGCGGCCGAGUGCGCGAAGAAGGGGCUCGUCAAGAGCGCUGAGAUCGACCACCUUACCCUGGACGACGUGGAGAAGAUGGUCGGCAACUACCUCAUGGGCCCGCAUUGGGGCCAGAACAGUAGGUGCAGGGCUAACAGGGCGAGGCGGGAGUUGGGCUGGCGGCCGGUGAUGUUGCCACUAGAGGAAGACAUUGCUAGGAAUGUCGAUGUUGAGGCGGCGGCGCUGGGGUUGAAGAAAAGUCACGCAGAAGUAGCAGCUGGGGAUGCUUGA
Lasiodiplodia theobromae is the source of this 1098-nucleotide messenger RNA. RefSeq names its product Nad-dependent epimerase dehydratase. The coding region runs from base 1 to 1098 and encodes 365 amino acids. NCBI's taxonomy places the organism in Eukaryota, Fungi, Ascomycota, Dothideomycetes, Botryosphaeriales, Botryosphaeriaceae. The record is from RefSeq and is a predicted model, not a curated record. The transcript is spliced from 3 exons.